AUUCUGCUCUGAGUUCUGCAGUGGAAUCGCAUCCCUCCCCCUACCACCACACCACCCACUUGAGACUUCUGGGGAGCUCUCGAGUCCACUACUCUGAAAGGCGAGGACUCAGACCACCUAGGCGCGGGGACAGCGGACGCGCACCGAGAGACCGCGACUCCGGGUUAGGCUCCAUCGGGGAGCAGCAGUCCAGGAGCCCAGGAGUCCCGGCUGCACCGCAGAACCAGCGCAGGCGCAGCAGGAAACGCCCCGAGCCAGGCCCCGCAGGUCUAGGGGCGAAGUGUCUGGGAGGGACAGGGUGGCGCCAGGCCAGGCUGUCGGCCCCGCUCACCUCUCCCUGGACCUGGGCGGAGCACAGCACCGCCCGCGGGCCUGCGGAUGCCUCGCCCGCCCCCUCCAUGGCCCCGGCCGGCUGCGAGCGGCAGUAUGAGAGCCGGUGCCGCCCCUCGCGGUCCGUGGACGCGUGGCGAGCCGAGGCGGCCUCUCCUGGGCUCUGCAUGGGGACGCCGGGAGUCAGGCGACGCGCACCGCGCGGAGGCUGGGGAUUACCCCGGAGCUCCUCUGCGAUGGCUGCAGCAGGGCUGCUGUGCACUGCGUUGACCGCCUGCAUCUGCUGGAGACAGCUGCCGCCGAUGCCCUGGGCGUCCCCAGUCCCGCCGCGCCCGGUGGGCGUGCUGCUCUGGUGGGAACCCUUUAGGGGGCGCGGCGGCCACUCCAGGCCUCCCCCUGAUUGCAGCCUGCGCUUCAACAUCAGCGGCUGCCGCUUGCUCACCGACCGCGCGGCCUACGGGGAGGCUCAGGCAGUGCUUUUCCACCACCGUGACCUGGUGAAGGGACCCCCCGACUGGCCCCCGCCCUGGGGCGCUCAAGUGCGCACGGACGAGGCUCUAGAGCUACGCGUGUUCGACGACCAGGAGGGAGCGGCGAUGCUAGCAAGGGAAGCCCUGGAGACCACAGGCUCUAGACCCCCGGGUCAGCGCUGGGUGUGGAUGAACUUCGAAUCGCCCUCACACUCCCCUGGGCUGCGGGGCUUAGCUAAGAACCUUUUCAAUUGGACGCUGUCCUACCGUGCCGACUCGGAUAUCUUCGUGCCCUAUGGCUUCCUCUACCCCAGGAACCACCCAGCUGACCAGCCGCCAGGCCUGGGUCCUCCGCUGGCCCGCAAGCGGGGUCUGGUGGCCUGGGUUGUGAGCCACUGGGAUGAGCGCCAGGCCCGGGUCCGUUACUACCACCAGCUGAGCCGGCACGUGUCUGUGCAUGUGUUUGGUCAGGCGGGACCCGGGCAACCAGUGCCUGCCAGCGGGCUGCUGCACACUGUGGCCCGCUACAAGUUUUACCUGGCCUUCGAGAACUCACAGCACGUGGAUUACAUUACCGAGAAGCUGUGGCGGAAUGCCUUCCUGGCCGGGGCCGUGCCAGUGGUGCUAGGUCCUGACCGGGCCAACUAUGAGCGCUUCGUGCCUCGUGGCUCCUUCAUCCAUGUGGAUGACUUCCCCAGUGCUGCCUCACUGGCUGCCUACCUGCUCUUUCUUGACCGAAACCUGGCUGUCUAUCGCCGCUACUUCCACUGGCGUCGGAGCUAUGCGGUGCACAUUACCUCUUUCUGGGAUGAGCCAUGGUGCCGGGCAUGCCAAGCUGUGCAGACCUCUGGGGACCAGCCCAAGAGCAUCCACAACCUGGCAGGCUGGUUUGAGCGUUGAGGCCACUGUCCUGUGAACUGACUGCCUCUCCUUGGCUGAGUUUUGUAAAUACCCAAUUUUGCUUGAUGGGAAAAAGAUGAAUUACCAAUUAAUAUUAUUUAGCACAAGGAUGGGAUGGGAAAAUUCUCAGGUCCUUGUGACUUUUUACGGAGAGCUGAGCUGGUUCUCUGUUAUGGGGCAGUGGUGUCUGGGCGAGGAAAGAGACCCUUCCUUACCUACCACGCAUGUGAAGAAGUGGCCUUUCCUUCUGGUCACGGGCCUUAAUGGGGGUCCAUGUGGCCUCUAAAUCUUAGAUGUAUUUGUUCUCUGCCCCUUGGUUGCUUGGACCAAUGAGGAGCAGACUACUGUUUCUGAAAGCAGGUGGGUGUGAGAUAGUGGGUUUUUCUUUGAUGGUUGGAUUCCUAAAACCCUCUGAUCGUGGAAAAGAAAAGCCAUUGAUUUCCUUCACCAGCUACGUGUGUCCCAGCCUGUGAGUAGAACAAGAAGCAAGAUUAUCCUUAGUGGAAAAUCAAGAUGAAGAUAUGGGGCCACCUCACCUCUCACUAGAAACUUAUUCCUGAAAAGCUGCAUUUAAGCGACACCUCAAAUUCAGGGCCCUAAGGGAGUGCAGUAUUUAAUGGAAAUAAAUGGCAAGUCCCUUUACAAUGUGAAUGAUCAUCUAAUUGUUUCUGCUGUCUGUCUAUUUUCCUGUAACCUGAAUUAAGAAAACAUUGAAAAUACAGAUAUGAAAAAGCACACAUAAUCUUCUGGUCCUUUUCCUAACCAGUGUUUACAAAGGAAGAGAUAUAAACGACGUUGUGCCCACGUUAUUCCACAAGUCUCCUGGGCCUGAGAUUUAAACUGGAGUGUUAGUUCUUCGGCAGUGUUGGCACUGCUGUGCAGAGAGGACAGUAAAAGAGACUUUGAUCGACUAUGGGUUUGUGCAAGAGGAAAACAAAGCUACUUUUGUGGUGUCUGUAUAUGGUGGUUUUGUUUCUGUCCUUUGUUGUUGUUGUUAAUGGAACUGAACUAAUGCCUUCAAAUUAAUUGUCCGUUCUUUGUUAAGUGCUAAAAUCAGCAGGUUCCCCUCUGAAUCUGCAUCUCAGUACACUGGUUUUGGUGCCUUUGAGCCUGUGCUGUGGGACCAGUCUUGAAAAUACUCUCAUUGACUUUCCAGGUUCAACAGACGUCAGGGUGUGCCUGCUCCUGCCAAACACUGAGCUUAAGUUCCCAGGAAAGCACACAAAGGUGUAAGGAAGUGCCUCCUCCUGGGGCUUCUGCAAUCUACCACUGCCACAAUGAAUAGGGAUUUUAGUAAAAAAAAAAAAAAAAAUCACCGUUCAUAAAUCAGAAGGCCUCAUGCUAUGCUAUUAUGCUAGGACCGCCAGUCACUGUUAUGGGCAGGGUCCAAGAUUAAUAUCUUAUCCAGAGUUCUGCCCCUGUUCGGUUAGGACUGUUGUCUGAGUCUUAGAUCAGGUUCAUGUCCAUGAGCUUUUGUUACUUUUAAGCUUGCAAAGCUCACUUAGGCCCAGGUGCUUCUCUUCUCUCCCUUCCAUAAAGGGGGUUAUUAAAAGCUGUGAAUAACAUUUCCUCCUCCAAGUGUUACAGUGUGGGCAGAACUGCAAUUAAAGAACACCAGCCACCCAGCAAAGCAUAACAAAUGUUCCGGGUUUUCUUUGUUUGGGGUUUUCAAGACAGGGUUUCUCUGUGUAGUC
Molecule: messenger RNA, 3394 nt
Organism: Onychomys torridus (southern grasshopper mouse)
Lineage: Eukaryota; Metazoa; Chordata; Mammalia; Rodentia; Cricetidae
Gene: Fut4
Product: fucosyltransferase 4
Exons: 1
Coding region: 399-1700 (433 amino acids)
Cellular component (GO): membrane
Molecular function (GO): alpha-(1->3)-fucosyltransferase activity
Source: RefSeq, a predicted model, not a curated record